CGAGAUGGAAUCUCCCAGUCUGAACCGGUUUCAACCGGUUGCGAGUUAGUUGCUUGAGAGAGGAGAGAAGGCGCAGGCACACAAUCUCUACACCACCCCGCUGGAAAAUUAUUAAGAGUAACGAAUUCAUUAGUGAAUCAAGGUUUACUUUGUUUCGUAAAAUGUUUCGGAGUAACAUAUUGCUGGGUUCGCCGCGAUAGUAGUUUUGGAAGCCACACCAGUGGUCCUUACCAGCCAGACAUCACUCACUACUGAAGAUAGUCAACGCUGCAGAAAUAGGAACUCUUUUCUAAUCAACAGUGAUACUGAAGUACUCACUAGACCUUGUAGCUUCUUUGGCAAACGCCACUCUUUUCAGUCAGAGCCUUGGACUUUAGGAGUGACAGACUUGCGACGCCUCAAGCAUAACUUCUUAACAGGAAAGCCCCACUGAGCUCUAUGCCAGCAAUUAUGACAAUGUUAGCAGACCAUGCAGCACAGCAGCUGCUGGACUUCAACCAGAAACUGGAUAUCAACCUGCUGGAUAAUGUGGUGAAUUGUCUAUAUCACGGGGUGGGACCACAGCAAAGAAUGGCACAAGAAGUGUUGACGCACUUAAAAGAGCACCCGGACGCCUGGACAAGAGUGGACACCAUCCUCGAGUUUUCCCAGAACAUGAACACCAAAUACUAUGCGCUUCAGAUUCUGGAAACGGUUAUCAAAACAAGAUGGAAGAUUCUCCCCAGGAAUCAGUGUGAAGGUAUAAAAAAGUAUGUUGUCGGCCUCAUUAUCAAGACUUCAUCAGAUGCAUCAAAUGUGGAGAAAGAAAAGGUGUACAUCGGGAAGCUGAACAUGAUCCUUGUUCAGAUCCUGAAGCAGGAGUGGCCCAAGCACUGGCCCACCUUCAUCAGCGACAUCGUCGGGGCAAGUCGCACCAGUGAGAGCCUUUGUCAGAACAACAUGAUCAUUCUCAAGCUGCUCAGCGAGGAGGUCUUCGAUUUCUCUAGUGGCCAGAUGACCCAGGUCAAGGCCAAGCACCUUAAGGACAGCAUGUGCAAUGAAUUCUCCCAGAUAUUCCAGCUCUGCCAGUUUGUCAUGGAAAACUCCCAGAACGCCCCCCUUGUCCACGCCACUCUGGAGACCCUCCUACGUUUUCUCAACUGGAUUCCUCUGGGGUACAUCUUUGAAACCAAACUGAUCAGCACAUUGGUGUAUAAGUUCUUGAACGUGCCCAUGUUUCGCAAUGUGACACUGAAGUGCCUCACCGAGAUCGCCGGCGUGAGCGUCAGCCAGUACGAGGAGCAGUUCGUCACGCUCUUCACCCUGACCAUGUGUCAACUCAAGCAGAUGUUACCCCUGAACACCAACAUCCGGCUGGCCUACGCCAACGGGAAGGACGACGAGCAGAACUUCAUCCAGAACCUCAGUCUGUUCCUCUGCACUUUCCUGAAGGAGCACGGGCAGCUCAUUGAGAAGCGGCUUAACCUCCGAGAAACGUUAAUGGAGGCCCUCCACUACAUGCUGCUGGUGUCCGAGGUGGAGGAGACGGAGAUCUUCAAAAUUUGUCUGGAGUAUUGGAACCACUUGGCUGCUGAGCUCUACAGAGAGAGCCCCUUCUCUACGUCCACGUCCCCACUGCUCUCCGGCAACCAGCACUUUGACGUUCCACCACGCAGACAGCUCUACCUGCCCGUACUCUCCAAGGUGCGUCUGCUCAUGGUAAGUCGGAUGGCCAAGCCGGAGGAGGUGCUAGUGGUGGAGAAUGACCAGGGAGAGGUGGUCAGAGAGUUCAUGAAGGACACCGAUUCCAUAAACCUCUACAAGAACAUGAGGGAAACCCUUGUAUACCUGACUCACUUGGACUACGCAGACACGGAACGAAUAAUGACGGAAAAGCUUCACAACCAGGUGAACGGCACCGAGUGGUCCUGGAAGAACCUCAACACGUUGUGCUGGGCCAUCGGCUCCAUCAGCGGGGCUAUGCACGAGGAGGAUGAGAAGAGGUUCCUGGUCACUGUCAUCAAGGAUCUGCUGGGUCUGUGCGAGCAGAAGAGAGGGAAGGACAACAAGGCCAUCAUAGCCUCCAACAUCAUGUACAUUGUUGGCCAGUAUCCACGCUUUCUCCGAGCCCACUGGAAGUUCCUCAAAACUGUCGUUAACAAACUCUUUGAGUUCAUGCAUGAAACCCACGACGGUGUUCAGGACAUGGCCUGUGACACGUUCAUCAAGAUUGCCCAGAAGUGCCGCCGCCACUUCAUCCAAGUACAGGUGGGCGAGGUGAUGCCCUUCAUCGACGAGAUCCUCAACAACAUCAACACCAUAAUCUGUGACCUUCAACCUCAGCAGGUGCACACGUUCUAUGAGGCAGUAGGUUAUAUGAUUGGUGCCCAGACAGACCAGGCUGUUCAAGAGCACCUGAUAGAAAAAUACAUGCUGCUGCCCAACCAAGUGUGGGACAGCAUCAUCCAACAGGCUACCAAAAACGUGGACAUCUUGAAGGACCCGGAGACGGUGAAACAGCUGGGCAGCAUCCUGAAGACCAACGUCAGAGCCUGCAAGGCCGUGGGACACCCCUUUGUCAUCCAGCUGGGGCGGAUUUACCUCGACAUGCUGAACGUCUACAAGUGCCUCAGCGAGAACAUCUCUGCUGCCAUUCAGACAAAUGGUGAGAUGGUGACAAAGCAGCCCCUGAUCCGCAGCAUGAGAACGGUGAAACGCGAGACACUAAAACUGAUCUCCGGCUGGGUCAGCCGAUCAAACGACCCACAGAUGGUCGGGGAGAACUUUGUCCCGCCGCUGCUGGACGCUGUCCUCAUCGACUAUCAACGCAACGUCCCCGCUGCCCGCGAGCCCGAGGUCCUCAGCACCAUGGCGACCAUAGUCAACAAACUGGGGGGACACAUCACCAGCGAGAUACCCCAGAUCUUUGACGCCGUCUUCGAGUGCACCCUAAACAUGAUCAACAAGAACUUUGAAGAGUUCCCAGAGCACAGGACCCACUUCUUCUACUUACUGCAAGCAGUGAACUCUCACUGCUUCCCCGCAUUCCUCGCCAUCCCCCCUGCCCAGUUCAAACUGGUGCUGGACUCCAUCAUCUGGGCCUUCAAACACACCAUGAGGAACGUGGCUGAUACUGGUCUGCAGAUCCUGUACACGCUGCUGCAGAAUGUGGCCCAGGAGGAAGCAGCCGCGCAGAGUUUCUACCAGACAUACUUUUGCGAUAUCUUACAACACAUCUUCUCUGUGGUCACCGACACAUCGCAUACUGCUGGCCUGACGAUGCAUGCGUCCAUCCUGGCCUACAUGUUCAACCUGGUGGAGGAGGGGAAGAUCACCACGGUGCUGAAUCCCUCCAGCUCCACCAACAACCAGGGCUUCAUCCAGGAGUACGUGGCCAACCUGCUCAAGACUGCCUUCCCUCACCUACAAGAUGCUCAGGUGAAAGUGUUUGUGACCGGGCUGUUCAGCUUAAACCAGGAUAUUCCUGCCUUCAAGGAGCACCUUAGGGACUUCCUCGUCCAGAUAAAGGAGUUUGCCGGCGAGGACACCUCGGACCUGUUUCUGGAGGAGAGGGAGGCGUCGCUUCGACAGGCCCAGGAAGAGAAACACAAGAUCCAGAUGUCCGUCCCGGGCAUCCUCAACCCGCACGAGAUCCCCGAGGAGAUGUGUGACUGAGCACCAGCUCUGCCAGACUGUACAGUAGUUCAAACAAACAAACAAAUCAACCCUAACCACAGCAAACACAACAAAACCCAAGAGAGGCACUUGAGUGUGGCGGGAGGCUGCUCCCCCUCCAAAGAGCGGGCCGUCCCACCGGAUGUUUGUUGACCAAAACAAUGCCAACAACGUGUAUAUGAUUGCCGCGUCACCCUGUGGCCCUUUUUACAUAACCUGCGUUUUCUAUGGAGACUUUUUUUUUUUUUUUUGUGUGUGUGUGUGUAAUAACGUUCCUGAACUGUUAAUCGAAGCUUCCGUUUUGCCGGUCUCAUCCCAAGACCUGCAUGAUGAGAAUGUAACGAUUAGACGACUUAACCAUCUUGUUUUUGUUCUGUUCCCUCCAACUCUCACGUUAUCACAUUUUUUUUCUUCUUCUUAACCACAGCUCUUCCCUUUUCCCUUAUAUAUAAAUAUAUUAUAUAUAUACAGUCUGAGCAGGUUUCUAUACCCGUGUUAUGACGGACAGGAAGUGGUCUUUCGGCGGUGGACUCGUCGGGUGCCCCACGGCAUUGUGGGAGAAUGUGAAUCUAACAGAUUAAUGAAUGAAGGCGGAGAGAUGCUGCUCCGUGCGUCGGCAUCGGUCGCUCAAGAGUUACGCUAAACUAAAAAAACAAGUGUGUGUGUGUGUGGCUGCUGCCGGCAUUUUUUUUUUUUUCUUUUUAGGGAAAGCAAAACCGAAUAUGUGCAUAUCAUCCCAAUUGUAUAGCAUCUUUAAUACCAUGGGAACAUUUUUUUUCUUCUUUUUUCUAUUGUUUCUUUUUUGUUGUGGGUGUGUGCGCGUGUGUGCUGUCGCCUAGUCGACAUCAGCGUUUUGUUUUCCUCUAAGAGGAUUGUUGCUCAUUUGUGAGCCUUCAUCAACGGGAUGUUUUAAGGAAGCGGCGGAGGUAUUUAUGGGUUCUUAGUUGGUUGCAUCUUUCUAACAACUCCAGUUUAACUCGGAUGGCUUUUGAGAUUUUUCGAGUUGUACUAAUUUAGAUUGUUUACUACGCGGUAGUGCUCCAAGACGCUACUUUUAGAGCAAAAUUAAAAACAAUAAAACUGGGUUUACAUUUAAUUUUGUAUUUUUGCUUCUUUUUUUUCCAGUUGUACCUUGUUUAAGUUCAGUCCGAAUAAAACAAAUAGGCAAUUUUUUAUAAUUUUCUUUGGGGUCCAGAGAGGAAAUGAAUUGCCAAUGAGUUUAAUUAGGAAAAGAAUGUAUAAAUCCAAAUAAACACCCAAUCUCUAAUGGCAAAUUCCCCUUCUCGAGGCGUUACAUUUGUUGUGAACUUUUUGAACUUAUUAAAGCUGAGAAUUUUA
Cyclopterus lumpus (lumpfish) is the source of this 4992-nucleotide messenger RNA. RefSeq names its product exportin 1 (CRM1 homolog, yeast) b (gene xpo1b). The transcript has 26 exons. Gene Ontology annotation, biological process: ribosomal large subunit export from nucleus; protein export from nucleus; ribosomal small subunit export from nucleus. Gene Ontology annotation, cellular component: nucleus; cytoplasm. Bases 439 to 3654 code for a protein of 1071 amino acids. Gene Ontology annotation, molecular function: nuclear export signal receptor activity; small GTPase binding. NCBI's taxonomy places the organism in Eukaryota, Metazoa, Chordata, Actinopteri, Perciformes, Cyclopteridae. The record is from RefSeq and is a predicted model, not a curated record.